AUGAAUUUGUGGAAAGGCACCUAUCAUUUGUUGUAUUGCAAUGAUAACAAAUUAAUUUACGACCUAAACUUGAACGAUAGUAUUCCCUGGACAAAACCUAUUGGAUUUCACAGGUUGAACGUUGGAAAAGGUGAUUUUGUCCUUGCACGAAGGAAAUCUUUUGCUUUGAGAAGUUUGCCGAUAUUCUUACCUAAUACCUUAGUCGGUUCAUUAUACUGUGGCGACUCACUAACAAAAUUUCAAAUGUACAACAACACAAACUCUCCGUUGAAGUCAAUACCGUUGAUUGCUGCGAACAUGUUACAUAAUUGGUGUGAAGUGAGUUACAAGUUGGAUUUGGUGUAUCAUGUGCCAAUUUUGACUACUCCGGGGAUAGACUCGAAAUACUAUAGUUUUGGAUUCUUUGAUGCAAAGCGGAAAGGCAAUGACUGGGACAGGUAUAUUUUAAUGCUGGAGCAAUACGAUUAUAAUCAUGAUUCACGCAUACCCUUGAGAAAAGCCCUAGAUACAGUCUUGAACCAGGUUGACAAAUUCACCGAAGGACACAAGGUGUUGAAAGUAAAGUUGAAACGAACAAAAGCGGUCCAAAGGGUUACCAAGCUUUGGUGGAGCUUGAUUGUGUUGUCCAAAUUCGUUUGCAAGGAUACAUUCAUCAAAUUGAUCACUAAAUUAGAUCAACUUUUACAAUGA
Messenger RNA from Lodderomyces theae, 690 nucleotides. RefSeq lists its product as uncharacterized. The transcript has a single exon. NCBI's taxonomy places the organism in Eukaryota, Fungi, Ascomycota, Pichiomycetes, Serinales, Debaryomycetaceae. The coding region runs from base 1 to 690 and encodes 229 amino acids. The record is from RefSeq and is a predicted model, not a curated record.